Conger conger (European conger) is the source of this 811-nucleotide messenger RNA. Its product is annotated as GTPase IMAP family member 8-like. NCBI's taxonomy places the organism in Eukaryota, Metazoa, Chordata, Actinopteri, Anguilliformes, Congridae. The record is from RefSeq and is a predicted model, not a curated record. The transcript has a single exon. Bases 1 to 681 code for a protein of 226 amino acids. Gene Ontology annotation, molecular function: GTP binding.
AUGUUGGUGGGCAAGACUGGAGCAGGGAAGAGUGCAUCUGGAAACACCAUCCUGGGGAGAGAGGUGUUUAAAGAGGGAGUUUCCCCUGUGGCUGUUACCUUAAGGUGUGAGACACAUAGUGCAGAGGUGGAAGGGCGGAGUGUUACUGUGAUUGACACACCUGGGAUCUUUGACAUAUCUAUUUCUAAUGAUGAAAUCAAGCGUGAAAUGGAUGAAAAUGUCAACCAAUUUUUCCUGCUAGUGGUCAGGCUGGGGAGAUUCACAUUGGAAGACAGGAGCACUGUAAAAUGGAUCCAGGAUCAUUUUGGAGAAGGCGCUUUGAAAUACUCAUUGGUGCUUUCCACUGGAGGAGAUGAGCUGAAAACACCAGUGGAGGAGUUUCUGAGAAAAAGCAGAGAGCUCCAGGAAUUCAUCAACAGCUGUGGUGGCGGAUAUCAUGUCUUUAACAACAGAGAAAAGAACAACUGCACUCAGGUUACAGAGCUUCUGGAUAAGAUUGAGACAGUGCUGUUUACCAUGCAAGGAUACCACCACACUACUAUGAUGAUCCAGCAGGUUCAAAGAAAGAUACAAGCAGAGGAGGAGAGGAAGAGAGAGGAGGCUGAACAGAGGAGGAUAGAAAGUGAGAGGAGGCUGAGAGAGAGAUCAGAACAGAGGAGGAGAGAAAGAGAGAGGCGAUGAGCAAUUUGGCUGUCGUGGUUGGAUCAAUUGGAGUAAUUAUUACUGUGCUGAUACAGUGAUAUUUGGAAAACGCAAAAUCAAAAUGAAUGAGAUGGAAAUCAGAGGAGAAGCGGAGAGAAACAGAGAGGAG